CACAUUUCAGCAGGUGCACUGCCACCUUUGUCCCCUCCCUCUGCUCGGGGUGGGGCUUGUGGUCACACCUCACACCUUCAUCUUGCGACCUGUGUGAAUGGGUGUGCCCCGACACCUCGAAGGUUUGAUGACACACAUAACGCUACAGAGCCGGUUGCCUCAUACACAGAGAGGAAAGCCAUGGGGAAGACAGGUGGAAGAGGCGACUUUGAAUGGGUCUACAGUGACCAGCCGCACACUUCGAGAAGAAAAGAAAUACUGGCCAAAUAUCCAGAGAUCAAGUCUCUGAUGGGUCCAGACCCCCAGUUGAAGUGGGUGGUAUCAGGCAUGGUCCUAACCCAGCUCCUGGCGUGCUACCUGGUCCGCAACCUCUCCUGGAAGUGGAUUUUCUUCUGGGCCUACGCCUUCGGAGGCUGCAUUAACCACUCCCUGACUCUGGCUAUCCACGACAUCUCUCACAACGUGGCCUUUGGCAACAAGCUGGCAAAGUGGAACCGCUGGUUUGCCAUGUGGGCCAAUCUGCCCAUCGGGCUGCCUUACUCCGCCUCUUUCAAGAAGUAUCACAUCGACCACCAUCGGUAUCUGGGAGGCGACCGGCUGGAUGUGGACAUCCCCACGGACUUUGAGGGAUGGUUCUUCUGCACCCCAGCCAGGAAGGUCCUGUGGCUCUUUCUACAGCCGUUUUUCUACGCCCUGCGCCCAUUGGUGGUCAAUCCUAAACCAGUGUGUCAGUUGGAGAUCCAGAACGCAGUAGUUCAGCUCGCAGUAGAUUUAAUUAUCUACUAUCUAUGGGGGCUUAAGCCCAUUGUUUACCUCAUUGCAGGAUCUAUUUUGUGCAUGGGACUGCAUCCUAUCUCUGGACAUUUCAUUGCUGAGCAUUACAUGUUCCUGAAGGGACACGAGACAUAUUCUUACUAUGGACCACUGAACUGGAUCACCUUCAAUGUCGGGUAUCACAUGGAGCACCAUGACUUCCCCAGCAUACCUGGCAGUAAACUACCUCAGGUCAAGCACAUCGCAGCAGAGUAUUAUGACUCCCUGCCUCAACACACUUCCUGGACCCGGGUAUUAUGGGACUUUGUGUUUGAUGACAGCAUUGGCCCCUAUGCCAGAAUCAAACGGGAGUACAAGCUAAGCAAGCAGGAAUAGAUCUAUGACUGAUUAUAGUACCCAUUAAACAGGAAUGUGAAUUUCAGUUGUCAAAAAUCUAUAGACUACUAUGAAAUGUCAUAUUCUCUAGUUUAAAUGUUUUGUUUUUCUAUGUAGUGUGUGAUUGUACACUGUCUAACAUGUUUGUCAUUCUCAUCUUACAUUAGUCCCGUACUUGACUUACUAUGUCGCAAAGGAAUGUGCAAAUAUCAGUUGCAUACACACCGUUUAUGGAAAUGGGAAUUCAGCAUGUACAGCUAGAUGGUUUCCUUACCCCCUUAUUUAUUCAUGCUUGUAUUCCUGCUAUAAACAGAUGGCUUGUUGUCUUGACAGUGAUGACAAUCAUGUCUUGUACCCAGAAGACAAAGAGAAGGGCAAAAUGAUGAUAACUGUAUGAUGAUGAUAAUAGUAGUGUUCAAUAUAAACAUAGUCAUUUCUUGCAAGACAAAGGUCACAUGCAUUCUCAUGAGGUUUUAACAGCGCUGCCACUACCUCUUUUGAUUCCUUUCCUGCCUUUAAGCAUUAUGUGAGAAUCAAGGCAAACAAAGCCUCUCGGAUUACUUAAAACAAUUGCACAGAAAAAAGCUUAAGUGAAAACGAACACUGAAACUUACCUUUCAGGAAGAGGAGCCUUUUCCUCAGUGACACCCCAUUCUGCUUGUUUGCAGCUCCAUUGUGCUGUGAAUGGUUUGAUCAUAUCUACAGGGAGUGGACAAAAUAGCGAACAAUAUACAGUGCAAAAAAAAAAAGUUCUUAGACAAUUCGGGUUCAGUGAGGUUUAAAUGUUGGUGUUUACUUGAGACUGUCAGGGUUGCUGAUUGAACUGAUGCUGAUUGAUGGUAUUUUUUCAGGCUGUAGUUUGUGUUGCUGAGGGUUUUUUUUUGUGAACACUCUUUGAUCAUGCAGUUUUCCUAUAUUCGUCAAAUAUCUUCUUGAGUUUAGAGAUUGCCACAUUAAAUCAUUUUCGACUGAUUUACCAGCAACUGAGGCAGCACACUCCUGUCAGGCACACAAGGGAGACUUAUUGAGCACCAAUUAAGUAACAAAUUUUUUUGUUUUGUUUUUAUGCUGUGAAUAUCCAAUGCAACAUAAGAAAACCUACUGCAGGGGUAGAAAUAGGCCAUGCUGCCUGAAUUGAUGAUGCAUCCAGCACAAAAUACAAAAUUAUAUGUAAUGGGCUGAGGAAAAAGCCUCUGAAAGCACAACAAACGCAAAAAAAAAA
This is a messenger RNA of Xiphias gladius (swordfish), 2371 nucleotides long. It is a transcript of the gene degs2, whose product is annotated as delta(4)-desaturase, sphingolipid 2. Lineage: Eukaryota; Metazoa; Chordata; Actinopteri; Istiophoriformes; Xiphiidae. Bases 181 to 1149 code for a protein of 322 amino acids. The record is from RefSeq and is a predicted model, not a curated record. Gene Ontology annotation, molecular function: sphingolipid delta-4 desaturase activity. Gene Ontology annotation, cellular component: membrane. Gene Ontology annotation, biological process: sphinganine metabolic process; ceramide biosynthetic process. The transcript is spliced from 3 exons.